Caenorhabditis sp. 36 PRJEB53466 is the source of this 1061-nucleotide messenger RNA. The record is from the annotation of a GenBank genome assembly. NCBI's taxonomy places the organism in Eukaryota, Metazoa, Nematoda, Chromadorea, Rhabditida, Rhabditidae.
AUGCCCGUCGCUUGGAUCAUGUUCCUCGCGUACCUUUCCUACGGAAUUCCCUCUGUCCUACUCUACUUUCUCACCUUGUUCAUCGUGAUUCGUCACCGAAAAACGUUCGACUCUUCGUUCUUCCAACUCUAUUGCUUCGACGGGCUCAUGAACUUGUUCACCUACACCGUCGGAUACUUGAAAACGCGGCUGAGCAGUAUCACGUGCUACCAUUGCGUACUGGCCCUGUUUUACAGAAACAUUGGUGAGAUGGAUCGUCCAGAACUCUCCGAGUACUGUAGAAAACUUCAGGAAACUGUCCAUCGCUCUUGAACUUUGUAAUGUGUAUGAACUACCACAUGGCCUAUGUACAGUACGCCAUCACUUCGCUAAUUUCCCUAAACCGUUUGUCAGUCCUACUCAAGUUCAACACUUGUGAACCGCUCUGGAGAAAGUACACGUGGCUGCUGGUUCUGGCCAUUUUUCUAUUCCCAUUUUGCAAUACUCGUUGUGUGUUCAUGUACACUGCCGAAAUAGUGUACCUGAACGAGUCGGAUAGUUAUAAUCUUGUGUCUAAGCAAUUGGUGGGCACGAUUUCUUUUUCGUUAGGACAUCAAUAUAUGCAAUCGUUUAGCCUGCCAGCGACAUCUUCUCCGUGCUCAUUCCCUUCAUGAUCGUCAUUAUUCUGAUUUCGGUGGCCGCCAAUGUGGCCAGCCUCAUAAUAGUUGGCAAUAUAAACAAUAGUCAGACGAGGAACAAGGCAGAAGUGAACUUUAUCGUUAUAAUGUCGAUCACUUGCCUCGUCCAACUCAUCGGCACCGUGCUGAGUGUGGCAACUCUGAAACUUUCGGGAACUCCGGCCGCUCUCGUUCUCGCCAAGAUUGUUCCGUUCGUAAGUGACGGAUUGACGCUGGUACAGCCCUGGCUCUUGAUCGGUUUCAGUCACGCGGUACGGAUGAACAACUUGAAUUUAUAAACGUAUGGCAUUUAAGGUCAGAGAAAAGGCUAGACUGAUGUUCGCAUCGAGAUGGUCACCAAAGAAGCACAGUGUCAGCGUCGUCGCCCGUUCCGCCACAUUCUGA